ACAUAACACACAGUCACACACUUUUCGUUCCCAAUUUUGCACUGUUAUUUUAGUUACCAAUAUUGUUUAGAUCUUAGUUCCCAAGAGAUUACUCGACUAGAGUGGUGAAAUUCUGAAAUACCUUAGCAUAACAAUCGCAAAAUGAACGAAAAAGUAAACUUUCUCUUUGACAUAGUCAUCACCCAUGUAGAUGUUUUCGGCGUGGAGUUGGCGCAGCCCGAGAAUCUCGUGGUGAAUGCAAAGUUUGUUGGACUGACAAAGAAAAUAACCGCAAGUCGGAUCAAUGUCAGCCAGUUCGCGGCCAAUAGGGAGUUGGAGUUCGAGGAGGACCCGCUAACGGUGCGUCGGAAUCUGGAGGAGAAGGGAAUGUCAUUGGCGGUCACGUAUCAGGGUUCAACCCUGGGCACCGGAUACUUAAACUUUUCCUUGGAGUUUCUCGACAAGAUCAGUCCCACCAUGAACGACCUGCUGCAUGGAGAAACGAUUGAUCUGGUGCGCCGAGCUGACGUCGUGGGCAACGUGUCCUUUAUUCUGCGGCUGACACUGAAGUGCGAUGAUAAUCCGAUGCCUCAGCCGCUAAAAGAAAGCGUUUCCCGUACCAGUAAAUUGUCCGUAGUAAUUCCAAGGCAGGAUAAGAGCAGCCGCGUCACUUGUGCCAGCCAGGGACCCACCAUCAAUCCCCAGGAUGUGAUGUUUCUCUUUGGCGAUCCUGAUCCUUUGCUGCAGAUUCCCUCGGAACCUUGUUCUGAACUUCGCCCGGAGGAGGGCGACGAACGAUUGGACUUGGACUUGCAGCGCUAUAAGAGCCUAAAGAAUCGAAGGGUGAGCUUCCCGGAUGACGAUCCCUGCCCCAAGGAAAAGCCCUCCUUCAGUCAUCUAAAGAAACUCACCCAGGAGUACUCGAAAAUCAUUGACUCGGUGGCCGAGAAGGUUAAGCAAAUGGAUUUGCCCACGAGUUCGGUGGUUCCCACAGAGCCACCUACCGACGCCAGUAUCCCGACCCCAAGGACUCCAGCCCCUGUUCCCAUGGAACGCAGUAUCCCAGUCCCUGUUAGAUUCAACGAAGUUCAUGGCGUUAAACCUAUACGCUUUUGUCCUGUUUGCUUGUACUCGAUGUCCUGGCUGCCGAAAUAUUCAACCUGCCCUCAAUGCAACACGAAAGCAGUGCCUUUCCUGCAAGGACAUCCCCAUAAAAUCAUUACGGCGGAUGACAUUAUGGCCGAGCAGCUGGUAAAACCCGUAGCACCGCCAGGUGUCGAGGACUUUUGUGAGCAGCCGUGCGAAAGGAUUCGCAGGAAGAGCAACGAGUGCCCACCGUGCCGAUGCACCUGCAAACCGGACAAGAUGUGCGCCCACUGUCGAAUCCGCAAGUUGUGCGAGGACAUUUAUAAGAACGAUAAUCCACCGGAACCAGUUCGCCAGAUACCAGAGCCCCGUUCGAGUGAGGACUUCUGCUUGAUUGUGGAUCCCGAGGAGGACGAUCUUCCUUACCUGUCGAAGGUCUUCUCCGAGAUGAAGGAUCUCUACCAGCUGCACGAUUCCAAGAAGCUGUCGGCCAUCAAGGAGCGCUGCGAGGCCAAGUCACUGUUCACUCUGCGUAGCAGGCGGUCCAUCAAGGAGCUGACCGACUCCCUGUACCAGCCAGAGAAGGUCCUUGGCGGGGUGAGCCACCAGCCGAAAGCUGGCCACAAGAGCUGUCUGCCUGCCACGAGUAUUGUGUCCCGCCGGCACGGUUGGAACUGGACAACGAGUUGCGAAGCGCGGAAGAAUGGCUGGCGGCCAGGAGCCAUCCUGCGAGCAGCCAGUCAGGUGAUGCGCUUCUUCCUGAUGCCCAAGGAGGACCGAAAGUUGUGUCAAAAGAUCUCCGCCGACCAUGAGGAGCAGGUGCGAAGCGGUCUGCCAGUACUGAAUAUUUGCAAGAAGGAUGGCGUCAUAUUCGUCACCCUCCGACCACUGGCCACCUUGGGCAUGCAACAGAAGCCCAUCACUUUUCGGAUCGUGAAGAGCGAGUUGGCGAUGGCAUUGCCUCAGAUCAAGCGCGCUCUGAAGGAUCAGGGCUUCGAGAAGUGCACCUGCCACAAGUCCCUGAUGCUGUGCACCUGUCGCGAUGCCUUGGAUAAGUUUCUCUUGAAUAAAGCUCUUAAAAAGGAGUGCCAGCGACGUCUCAUGGAACCCUGUCCGGAGCACUUGGUGCUCACCGAUACGAGUGUGAGCGACAUGGAGUUCGAUCUGGAAGUGACUCCGCCGGCGGGAACUCGGUGGCCGAAGAGGAAUGCCCUCCUAAACUUGGUGAACCAUGCCACGCAGACAGUGAGGAAGGCACCACCGACCAUAGCGCCCAUGUAUCCGGUGGCCAAUAGUCCCUACUGGAGGGCCUACGAUUGUGCCGCCGGAGAUCGCUACAUGGGCACAGGCUUUGGUAGCAAUUUGGAGACCGUUUUCGAGGACGGAAUAUACGGGUACAGGGGCGGAGGUCAGCAUGGGGAAGCCCCUGUGUGGCGAGAUCCGAAGGUGUGGGGCAAGAACGCCGGGGCUCCACUACACAUUGGAACCGCCCCUGCCGCUAUUGAUCCAUAUCGAUUCACAAAAACUGUGUGGAAGGGACUACCGCGGAAGAUAAUACGCAAAAUGAGAGCCACAUCUAAACACUAAUUAUGUUUUUUAUUAAAUGUUAAAAGCUA
Messenger RNA from Drosophila rhopaloa, 2681 nucleotides. RefSeq lists its product as uncharacterized. The record is from RefSeq and is a predicted model, not a curated record. NCBI's taxonomy places the organism in Eukaryota, Metazoa, Arthropoda, Insecta, Diptera, Drosophilidae.